AUGAAAUAUCCUUCUGAAGGUUCUGAAGGAUUUCAUAAAUUUUUUACUGAAGUUUAUGAUACAAUUAGCGAAAAGGGUCAUUUUGACAUUAAGAGCACUUACGAAAUUUUAAGAGCUCAAUCGACAAAACUCAAGAUUCUACGUGAACAAAAGUUAAAGUUACUUCAUUUGAUUGAUGACUUUGAAUUCUUCGAUAUCCUUGAUGAAUCUGAUGAAAUCCUAUGUCAUGGAAAAGAAUUAAAUUACACAUUGGAAUCAGCUAAACCCUUAGAUGGUGGUCAAAUUCGUUGGGAAAUUCCAUUUUUACUUUUUAAGACAAUUUUUGCUGAAAAUAAAUUCGAUGAGAGUCUGAAAACUGCUUCACAAAGAGAUGAUUGUCCUAUUAUUUUUCAAGAAAACUACAAACCAAUAAGUGGAAUUGGAGGAGGAAGUCCACUUACACGCUUUGUCAAAUAUGAAUAUUUUGUACAAAAAAUUAUGCCAUAUCUUAGUCAAAAGCUUUGUGAACUAUUACUCUCAAGAUUUCGUCAAAAAAUAACUAACAUAAUUGAUGAGAAAGGUGAAAAUUAUGGAAGUUAUGAGGAUUUUAUCCAAGGAAAAUGUUUCGAGAAGGAAGAUAAAAUAAUUAAAUUGCUGAAAGCAAAAAGUCAAGAUAUGUUGAAUAGUUUUUUAUUAGCAAAAGCUUGGUUACAUCAUGAGAUACUUUGUCAUGUCAUGAGUUAUCGUUAUAGAGUUGAAUAUGGAUUGUCUGAAAAGAGAGAAAAAGAAAUCGUUAUUUCAUUUCGAGGUAAAGAUUUACCAUCUGAAAAUUCAGAGUUUAGUCGUCCUGAUAUUAUGAUUGGUUUUACAAUCCUUAGUUAUUUGUAUCGAGGAUUAGAUUUCAAACAAGUAAAACACGGACUACUCAAGUUAAAAAAUGAUCCUAAACAAAAUAGAGAUAGUUUAUUACAAAAAUGGGUUCAAGAAAAUAAAAAGUGGAUUGACGAAAUAAUUGAAGAAAAAGAAGAAUUUCCAGAAUGGUUAAUCCUUCGAUUACCGUGCGAGAAAAAUUCCUUGGAUUACCAUGCAAGGACAUUCUUGUCCAUAACUAUAAGUCAUUAAAACUUAACUUUGUUCAGCUUUAUCAUUUAUUUUUUUUGUUAAUCUGAUACAUCAGAUUUCUCACCGCACACUUCACAAACAAUCUUUGCAUGACUAUGCAUUUUACACACAUAAAUUCCGCACUCACAGCAUUUGGUGCUAAUCCUACUAGCUUUUUGUUUACUUGCGUAAUCAAAAGCUUUAUCGUAACAAAUUUUGCACCGACCACGAUUUGUGGUAACUGACUGAGAUGUUGCUAUUGUUGUUGUUCUUGGUGUUGAUGAAUCUGUAGAUGUCUUCGGACACAGAAUACUCUUUAUUCCCAAGACAACAUCCUUGUGCAAAUUUGAUGUGUCUCUUUGCGAAACGUAAGGCUUGACCAAAGAAAGAGCUAGCUCCCUCAGAAAAAGUUUCCUCCGGUUUAAAUGGUUUCUCUCCCAAUCAGGAAAGCAUUCAAUAAAAAGUGUAAAGGCAUUAACACCAAUUAUAUCAAGUAACGUGUAAAAUAUAGACACUGGCCAUCUGAAAGAAGCUCUUUUAGUAGGAUUGUCGUGU
This is a messenger RNA of Rotaria sp. Silwood2, 1635 nucleotides long. The record is from the annotation of a GenBank genome assembly. NCBI's taxonomy places the organism in Eukaryota, Metazoa, Rotifera, Eurotatoria, Philodinida, Philodinidae.